UCAUCCAUUUUCAUUCACCUCUCUCUGUCUCUCUAUCUUUCUCUCUUGCUCUCUCUGUCUGUCUCUCUCUCUCUCUCAGCCCAAUAUUCCUUUCCAGAGAAUCUCAAGAAUUUUGCGAGAAAACCCAAUCCCUGUCCUAAACCCAGAUCCGAAAGAUCCCCUUGGAGGCUACCUCCCGCGGUUCUUUGGCCGUGCAAAUUGUAAGCAGAUUAAGAUUCCUCUGCCGACUACAAAAAGUCCCAAUCCCAUUCUUUUCCUCUCAACAAUAAUCUCUCUACCCACGAUAAAAUUCGCAGAAAAAAGAAACUUUUUUUUUUUGUUCUCUGACUCUUUUCUUUCACAUUCUUUUUCUCAUCCCGAUUUUCCCAAUACAAAAGGCCCCCUUUUGAUGAGCCUAUAGCUCGGGUUUAAUUCCAUUUUUGGGUGAAGACUGUAUUUUUGAGCUUGGUUGUUGAUGUAUAGAAAAAGUUCUGGGAUCAUUUUGUUUGUGCUAUGAUUUGAUGGAUCUGAGAGUGGAUUGGAAUCGAAGAUCUGUCGGCAGUGAGCUUUUUGGAUGAGCUAAAAGAUUUGUGAUCAUUGUAGUAUUGGAUUGGAUUGUAGGCUAAGAGGGUGAAGGAACUGAGCUUGUUGGAUUUGUAUUCUUUUGAUUGGGAGUUGGAUCAUGGAGCAUGUGAUUGGUGGGAAGUUUAAGCUCGGUCGGAAGAUCGGUAGCGGAUCAUUUGGCGAGCUCUAUUUGGGGGUUAAUGUCCAAAGUGGAGAGGAAGUGGCUGUCAAGCUGGAAUCUGUGAAGACCAAGCACCCUCAGCUUCAUUAUGAGUCAAAGUUAUACAUGCUUCUACAAGGAGGGACGGGUAUCCCCCAUCUGAAAUGGUUUGGCGUUGAGGGCGAGUACAAUGUUAUGGUUAUUGACCUUCUAGGGCCAAGCCUAGAAGACUUGUUCAACUAUUGCAAUCGAAAGUUUUCUUUAAAAACAGUUUUGAUGCUUGCAGAUCAGUUAAUAAACAGAGUUGAGUAUAUGCACUCACGGGGUUUUCUUCACCGUGAUAUAAAGCCUGACAACUUCUUAAUGGGUUUAGGGCGCAAAGCUAAUCAGGUAUAUAUAAUUGAUUAUGGUCUGGCAAAAAAGUAUAGGGAUCUUCAAACACACAAGCACAUACCAUACAGAGAAAACAAAAAUCUCACAGGAACAGCACGUUAUGCAAGUGUUAACACUCACCUUGGAGUUGAACAAAGCAGAAGGGAUGAUCUUGAGUCUCUUGGUUAUGUGCUAAUGUAUUUUCUGAGAGGAAGCCUUCCCUGGCAAGGCUUAAAAGCAGGCACUAAGAAGCAGAAGUAUGACAAGAUCAGUGAAAAGAAGAUGCUUACCCCUAUAGAGGUCCUUUGCAAAUCGUAUCCAUCAGAGUUCACGUCAUACUUCCAUUACUGCCGAUCAUUACGGUUUGAAGACAAACCAGAUUAUUCAUAUCUGAAGAGGCUUUUCCGUGAUCUAUUUAUCCGAGAAGGUUAUCAGUUUGACUAUGUAUUUGAUUGGACUAUAUUGAAGUAUCCUCAAAUUGGCUCCAGUUCUAGAGCUCGACCAAGUGGGAAACCAGUGUUAAACCCUGGAACAUCUGCCGACAAAGUAGAAAGGCCUUCAGUGGGACAAGAAAUUCGAGAAAGGUUCUCUGGUGCUGUUGAGGCAUUUUCUAGAAGGAAUGGCUCAGGGCAUGGUUUGCAUGGUGAUCACUCCAGGCACAGAUCUUCAGAUGAUGUCCCAUCUUCUAAGGACGUGCAACCUGAUUUUGAAAGGGGACGCAGUUCUUCUCGUAAUGGUAGUACUUCAAAGAGGCCUGUAAUUUCAAGCAGCCGGCCAAGCUCCUCUGGUGAGCCUAGUGAGAAUCGAUCAAGCCGGCUAAUCUCAGGCAGUGGUCGCCUUUCCACAACCCAGAGGGUUCAACCUGGGUUUGAAUCCAAAACAACAUCUUUUACCCGUACUGCAGCCACGAGAGGUGGCCGUGAUGAUACCCUUCGAAGCUUUGAGCUCCUGUCUAUCGGCACAGGAAAGAGGAAAUAAACUGGUAAGAAGUGCUUGUGUCAAGGCUCAAAGAUGUCCUUUUGCAGUUUGUCAUGAUGUCAGCAGUAUUAUGGUUUGCCCCAGUUAUUUUGUAAAUGUGUAUCAAUUGGUGGGUUCAAUUCACAGCUAAAGCUCACUGUAGAACAUGUGUCCACAUGGUUGUACCUCUUCGGGUUUCUCGCCGUUAUAAUGCCGCCGAGUCUCAUCCAAGAAAGAGAAAAUUAUCUCACUUUACGAAAUUGUUCAUAUAUUGGAGACCCUUGCAGUUGUAAUAAGUACACUCUUAUAUCUUUUCAAGGGGGAAAAAAAAAAGAAAAAAAAGAAGAAAAAGCUUGCUUCACAACUAAUGCGCCCGUUGUCUUCUUGUUGUCCAUUACAUAAUAUAUUCAUAUAUUUUUCAUCGAGCUUUAUGCAAAUGUUGUACAACUUUGUAGAAAAGUUGCUGCUUUUGGGUAAACGACGUUGGAGAGUCAUUGGUUUGUUUCAUCACCCACCCACUUGCUGAACCUUUCUGUCCAUCUGGUUUGAAAAAGGACAAGAACAUUUGCUUUGAUGUUUUAUUGUAAUCAUGUUGUAAGCCAUUAACGUUUUUGUAGUGGUUAGCACGUAAAUUAAAGUUUAGCUGAACAGAACAGCCUCCCUCGAUUUCCAUCCUUGUACCCUUUUGAGGGCUAGUGAUUUCUUUAUACAGGAAUUGUUGCAAGGGUGAAACUACUCUUUUCAGUUGAUUAUAUAGAAAGUGUAGCAGAAAUAGAAAUUUCAAUCUGAA
Corylus avellana is the source of this 2822-nucleotide messenger RNA. Its product is annotated as casein kinase 1-like protein 10. Gene Ontology annotation, molecular function: ATP binding; protein kinase activity. The record is from RefSeq and is a predicted model, not a curated record. Lineage: Eukaryota; Viridiplantae; Streptophyta; Magnoliopsida; Fagales; Betulaceae. Gene Ontology annotation, biological process: protein phosphorylation.